AUGGCUUCCACUUUUCCACCUUUGAAUGUCGAAAGACCCACAUCGCGAGCAGACAAUGUCUGUUUGUCCUGCCGCCGGAAGAAGAAGAAAUGCGACAAGGCGCUGCCCAAGUGCCUCCAAUGCCAGAAGUUGCAUAUACAAUGCAUAUACGAGGAAGAUGCCGAUACUAUGCCCAUGUUAGAAGAGUUCCGACAGCUGAGGAAAAGACUAAAGACGUUUGAGGGAUUGCUCAUCCCUGGAACGUCCAAGAUUUCUAAUUUGACUCCGCUAGAUGCUAGCAUAUCGUCUACUGAGAGAACGAGCCGGCUGGGCUCAACUGACGACUGUGCUGACUUCGUUUCGCGUCUCGAGGCAGUGGCCACAACACUGGACGUGGGUGAUGAAGUCUACCAACUUCUUCAGUCGCACCCAGGAGAGAUAUAUGGGGCAUCUCAUUGUUACUUUGACAACAUCCACAAAUGGAUGCCCAUCAUGUCACGGAAGCUAUUCUAUCGCAGGUUGACAGAAUUCAGCAAAACCAAGCGUCCGGAUUUUGCGAUUUUACUGCUGUGUAUUCUCCUAUCAAUCCACUAUCCUACAAGUAGUACAGCACAGGAACCGUUAUACAGAGCAGUGCGCUCUAUCUACUGGUACUUGAAUGCAACUGUGGAUGCGUCUCUGGAGAUGAUCCAGGCAGGGAUCCUGCUUUCGUGCUACGAGUAUGGCUUCGGCAUGCACAAGGAAUGCUAUAAGACCAUUGGCCUAUGCGUGCGGAUGGGUCAUUGGAUGGACCUACACAAUGAAGAGCCCCCGUCUGAAAUUCCUCAAAGCAGCGACGAAUGGACCGAGGCAGCCGAGAAAUGCAACAUAUGGUGGGCACUGAUCAUACGCGAUAGGUCGACUCUACUACCCGAGGCCACAUUGACUAAGCCUUUUGCGCACUACCAACAAUCAAUGCCGAAGCACCUUCCCUUUGAAGCCGUCGAUCUCGAUGCUUCAUUCACGGGAGUUGGCGAGGAUGGUGUUGCUCGUGACAAAAGAGCCCUUGGUGGAUUUGGCUACCAAGCAGAAGCGUGGCGCCUUUUUGACCGGACAAUUUCUUAUCGUCAACGCCUGGCAACAGCUUCAGAGUCAGAUUUCUUGGGUGAUGACAAGUUUAAACUGGACGCUGAGCUCCAAGACCUCAUGCGAACUCUUGUCGACCUCAACAAGGGUGCCAAAUGUGGCUUCUGCGAACCUUCUGCCGUAGUGCUCGUAUCCCUCCUCCUACUUCACACCCGGCAUCCGUACGUCACGGCAGAAGCUUUGAGCAAAGGCGAAGUGGGACGAUUCCCAACCCAUUGCACCGUAGCAUCAUCCUUGGCUGUCCAGACUAUAGUCCGUAUGAUUGUCGACAUAUCGCGGACAAUAAAUAACCACUACUUUGACGUCAAUGUGCUGUCCUUUCCUCCAUCGUAUAGCCAUGUCGUCUAUCGUGCUACUUUGGAGCUGAUAUCUUUCCAUGGUGACAUGGAUAACACGGAGUGGGCCACAGCAUUAGAAACGCUACGCGAGGCCACCUGGAACUACGGCAGGAGAUGGCAGGCUGCAGCGAAGAACCUCCAAUCAGUUGACAGUAUCCUCACAAGUAUGCUGUCUGCACCAUCCACCUUCAACUCGUUUCAGCCUAUGCAAAAUGACCCGUGUUUGGUCGCUUUACUCACUAACAGCUGA
This is a messenger RNA of Trichoderma gamsii, 1692 nucleotides long. RefSeq lists its product as hypothetical. The record is from RefSeq and is a predicted model, not a curated record. Bases 1 to 1692 code for a protein of 563 amino acids. Gene Ontology annotation, cellular component: nucleus. NCBI's taxonomy places the organism in Eukaryota, Fungi, Ascomycota, Sordariomycetes, Hypocreales, Hypocreaceae. Gene Ontology annotation, biological process: DNA-templated transcription; regulation of DNA-templated transcription. The transcript has 5 exons. Gene Ontology annotation, molecular function: zinc ion binding; DNA-binding transcription factor activity, RNA polymerase II-specific; DNA binding.